Helobdella robusta is the source of this 252-nucleotide messenger RNA. RefSeq lists its product as hypothetical. Bases 1 to 252 code for a protein of 83 amino acids. The transcript has a single exon. Lineage: Eukaryota; Metazoa; Annelida; Clitellata; Rhynchobdellida; Glossiphoniidae. Gene Ontology annotation, molecular function: protein dimerization activity. The record is from RefSeq and is a predicted model, not a curated record.
AUGUCAUGCACAUUUCCCAAUAUUGAAAUAUUAUUGAAAAUUUUUUUAACUAUUCCUUUAUCUAAUGCAUCUGGUGAUAGAUCUUUUACUGUUUUGAAAAGAAUUAAAAAUUAUUUGAGGAGUACAAUGGGGGAACAAAAAUUAAAUAAUUUAGUUGUUUUGUAUAUAGAACAAGAAAUAAUUAAUAGUGUUGACACUGCCAAAAUUAUUGAUGAAUAUGCAAGAAGUAAAGCUAGGAAGAAAUUUAUUUGA